CAUAAUAUUUCUCUCGUUUUGUUUUUAUAUUUUUACUGUCCUGCGUAACAGAGAGAAAGAGCGACGAUGGCAUCGAGCUUGCUAAGAAGCCUUGUAAGCCGAAGCAGAAGCAGAUCGUCCAAUGUCGGUGCUGCUUUGAGCACUAGAAAUUAUAGUUUGGUUACCAAUCAAAUCAGUAAUCACACUGCCAAAUGGAUGCAGGAUACUAGCAAGAAAUCUCCAAUGGAAUUGAUCAAUGAAAUUCCUCCAAUCAAGGUUGAAGGCAGGAUUGUCGCAUGUGAAGGAGACACUGACCCUGCACUUGGGCAUCCAAUUGAGUUCAUAUGCCUCGACUUGAAGGAGCCAGCUGUCUGCAAGUAUUGUGGUUUACGAUAUGUGCAGGCUCAUCAUCAUUAGGGGUUAAAGUUUGUCUUUUUUCUGCAAUGUUAAUCAUCUGCAACCAUAUCACAUGGACAAUGACUGUUAUUGGGUAAUCCAUGCAACUCUUUAUUAUCUUGUUUAAAGCCUAUUGUGCUGUCAGAUGACAAGGCCGAGUGCUAAUAACAUUAUGUUGUGUUCAUUACUUCAAUACCAGCAGAAUAAGGAGUUCUAAUCA
Populus trichocarpa (black cottonwood) is the source of this 595-nucleotide messenger RNA. Its product is annotated as NADH dehydrogenase [ubiquinone] iron-sulfur protein 6, mitochondrial. Gene Ontology annotation, biological process: mitochondrial electron transport, NADH to ubiquinone. The record is from RefSeq and is a predicted model, not a curated record. The transcript has 3 exons. Bases 67 to 396 code for a protein of 109 amino acids. NCBI's taxonomy places the organism in Eukaryota, Viridiplantae, Streptophyta, Magnoliopsida, Malpighiales, Salicaceae.